AUGUCAGUAUUGACGCGAUUGAUCUUCAUGAUAUUAAUAUCCAACCCUCAGUCACAUUUUUCUGGCACACCUCCCGAGUUAGAGAAGACCGAUGACUCAUUUAAGCGAGUGUUCAAAGGCUAUAAGGAAAUUCACGUGCCGAAAUCGUUCGCGGCCGAUGAGAAAGAAUUACUGAUCUCUGAUAUACCUGAAUGGGCCCAGGCUGCGUUUAAAGGUGCUGAAAACUCAACAGAGCAUAUAUCCUGCUGCGUUCACGACGGAUGA
Paraglomus occultum is the source of this 264-nucleotide messenger RNA. NCBI's taxonomy places the organism in Eukaryota, Fungi, Glomeromycota, Glomeromycetes, Paraglomerales, Paraglomeraceae. The record is from the annotation of a GenBank genome assembly.